AUAAUACAAACACUACGUACUGCAACUAAGAUGGCGGAAAUCAAUCUAAGAUGUCGCAAAACUGCUUUUCUUGAUGAAUGUGUAGACGGGCUAGAGGUGGCGACGGUGCCGUAAUGUGUGCAAAUGUAAACUAAAUAAAACGGAGAUAAACUGUUAACUAUGCGAUUGCGGAAGUACUUGGGGGUGAUUUAGCAACGUCCUUAAAAAAAAAAAAAAAAAAAAAAAAAAAACUCUGACCGAGAAGAGAAUAACCGGUCCGGUACCUGUGGUCCACGAGUGUGAGGCAAACCAGGGAUUGGUGCUGCAGCCAUUCGAUUGCCAUCUCCCUUUUCUACUAGAACACCUUGUCAGCUCUUGCCUCAGUGUCCCAUAUGAUCAAUACAAAACUCCGGGUUACUUUCUGCAUUCGUUAAAACGAAAACGCAUCAAAAUACAGAAAAAUAAGUUCUCGAUGGAAAGGAGACCUAACUGCAGGGAAGGAUUUAAAAACAAAAAUGUAAUACUUUAAAAUAAGAGCUGCGUCCACUUCUGUUGAAGAUUCUCCUUAGUAAGUUUUGUGACAAUUGGACAAGUGGUUCUCUUGAUUACAUGCUAAAAUCUCACAGCAGAUGAAAGUGAAACUGGAUGGUUGUAUGACUUUAAGCACCCAGUAGCACUCGCUUGUAUUAGCUCGUUGGACACAAUCAAAAUGAACAGCAGCAGCAGCAGCUAUUCUCUCCCCACGAUGGUGCCCAACAGCUCGUUGCUGGACAGCAUGUCGGUCUCUCACAGUGCAGGGGGGAGCAGCAGUGGGAGUGACGGGAAGGCUCUGCUGAUCAGUAAGCCCUUCAAGUGCUCUGAGUGCGGCCGCUCCUUCUCCCAGCUGACAGGGCUGGAGCUGCACGAGAUGUCACACGCGGCGGAGCGGCCGUACCCUUGCGAGCUGUGUGGCAAGACCUUUGCCCAGACCUCGGCGCUCACCAAACACCAGCGCGUACACACCGGCGAGAAGCCCUACCGCUGCCCCGUGUGCGGCAAGUGCUUUGCCCUCUCCUCGGGGCUGGUGCUGCACAAGAGGAUCCACACGGGCGAGCGGCCCCACACCUGCCCCGUCUGCAGCAAGACCUUCAUCUCCUCCUCCCACCUGGCCUUGCACCUGCGCUCCCACACUGGCGAGCGCAAGUACAAGUGCAGCGUGUGCGGCAAGCUUUUCCUGCAGUCCUCCCACCUGGUGCGACACCGGGCCAUCCACACAGGGGAGAAGCCCUUCCGGUGCCCGGAGUGCGGGAAGAGCUUCGGCCGGGCUUCCCACCUCAAGACGCAUCGGCGCCUGCACACGGGUGAGAAACCCUUCCGGUGCACACAGUGUGACAAGGCCUUUACGCAGAAGGCGGGCCUCAUCAUGCACCAGCGCCUGCAUACAGGUGAGAGGCCCUUCAAGUGCGACAGGUGUGGCAAGACCUUCCGCUCAUCUGGCCACCUGCUUUCCCACCAAGUCCUAGAGUCCAGCGAGCGCAACUUCAAGUGUGCCCAGUGCGUGAAGGCCUUCAAGUCGGCCUCCUCCCUCAAGCAGCACCUGAAGACCCAUGAGAGCCGUGAGCCGUUCCGCUGUGGGGUGUGCCAACGCUCCUUUGCGCGCUCCUCCUACCUGCAGCUCCACAUGCGCACCCACAGCGGCGAGCGACCCUACCACUGCAUGGUCUGCAACAAGACUUACGCCAAGAUGGCCACCUUCGAGCGCCACUGCAAGAGGCACCAGCAGCAGGACCAGGAAGAGGAGGAGGAGGAGGAGGAGGAGGAGGAGGAGGAUGAUGUGAAGCCCUCACCACCCCAGUCUGUCAAGACCAGGGCCAGAGCCAAGGGGAAAGCCAAGAAGGGCAAGUGAACACAGCUACAUACCCUGACAGUGCAGCAGGGGCGAUAUCCUAAAAACAAAAUCAUUGUAUACCAGAUAGAGAACACCAGACUCAUCUUUAUUAGAGUUGGGGCCACCACAAGAGAGGAAUCGUGGCAGGAAUGGAGUAGUUUCUCAGAUAACGGCCGCUGCUAUAGCACAGCUGCAGUGGUAUCCAGGGGGACAGAACGUGUUCAGGUGCACAUAACCUGUGCAGAGAUUGCAGUGAAACUGAUCUCCCAUUCCUUAGCACUUUGAGUUUGACAUUCCAUACAUGACUAAUCUGAGCUAAAAGGUGAUCUUCUAAAAGAAAUACAAAUACAUAUGUAUGUGAUACACUGCACUCAUCAUUUCAGAAUUUUCCCUAGUUUCCAAAGGUUUCAGCACUAAAGUAACUUAUACAGAUAGACAACCCUAGGAUAACUAACAUGUUUUAGCUUCAUGUACUGCACAAUGAGUUAUAUUUCCUGUACUACAAUAAUGGUCUGCACUUUCAUAGACCUUGCAAUAGGUCUGCGGUGUUGAAAGCUGCACUAGGAAUGACCCCCCCCCCCAGAAUGUCUGUCUCGUUCAAUUCAGUUUUUAUAUGCCCAACAUUGUAGUGUAAUACAAGGGCUAUUGAGAACAUGGAUGUUUUUAAGGUUCAUUUUUAAAUAUAGCUUAGAGCUAGACAAUCUGUUUGCUAAGUAUUUAUCAAAGUUAACUACACACAGCUCCAAUGUCUGUGAAGUGAGAAGGGCUGUUAAGAGACUGAUCUUUCCACAUCUUUGAACCAAUUCCUAUCUUGGAAGUUGGUGGUCAGUCCACACAGUAAUGGAAGAUGCAGUAAAUAAAUGCUGUUGUUAAUCUAUCUAUCCAUGAAAUUA
Polyodon spathula (Mississippi paddlefish) is the source of this 2739-nucleotide messenger RNA. RefSeq names its product zinc finger protein 239-like. The transcript has 2 exons. NCBI's taxonomy places the organism in Eukaryota, Metazoa, Chordata, Actinopteri, Acipenseriformes, Polyodontidae. The record is from RefSeq and is a predicted model, not a curated record. Bases 689 to 1864 code for a protein of 391 amino acids.